CGUGGCUUGCCAAAAAAGUAUAUUUUUAUCAAUAUUUGAAAACCAAGAACAUUACUUAAUUUUAACAUUAAUUUAUCUAUUAAAUAUGAAUAGCAUUUCACCGUUUUUCCGCUCGCCAUUCACAGACAUAACUGGCGGUAUGGUAUCCCACCAGACCCUUGGACGGUGUGCGAAGCAAGAGAUGGAUAUGGCAGACUGUCUGGAAGCUUAUGGCCUGAUUAGGGGCAGGAGGAAAUGUCAGAUGCUCAUUGAAGACUUCGCCGAAUGCCAAACGCUUAAGAAGCAGUUUAAUAGAUUUAUUCUGCUACGCCGGGAGAGGGAAAGACAAAUAGCUUCCGGAAAACUGACAGGAGAGAAGCAAUAUGUGUCGCCAAAAGUUGAUAGUUACUGAUAUCUUUAGAUAUAAAUUAAAAGGCCAAAUAAUAGUCAGCAUCGCAGAA
Molecule: messenger RNA, 440 nt
Organism: Manduca sexta (tobacco hornworm)
Lineage: Eukaryota; Metazoa; Arthropoda; Insecta; Lepidoptera; Sphingidae
Product: NADH dehydrogenase [ubiquinone] iron-sulfur protein 5
Exons: 2
Coding region: 86-391 (101 amino acids)
Source: RefSeq, a predicted model, not a curated record